This is a messenger RNA of Exophiala dermatitidis NIH/UT8656, 537 nucleotides long. RefSeq names its product acetyltransferase. The transcript has a single exon. The record is from RefSeq and is a predicted model, not a curated record. Gene Ontology annotation, molecular function: acyltransferase activity, transferring groups other than amino-acyl groups. Lineage: Eukaryota; Fungi; Ascomycota; Eurotiomycetes; Chaetothyriales; Herpotrichiellaceae. The coding region runs from base 1 to 537 and encodes 178 amino acids.
AUGGCUGUCACAGUUCGACCAGCCACUGAGGCAGACCUGCCCCAGGUCCGGGCCAUUUUUGAGCAUUAUGUUCUGAAUACCAUCGUAUCAUUCAUGGUCCAGCGGCCACCCCCGGAUUAUAUUGAGCAACGCUUUCAAGAAAUCGCUUCCCGCAACCUUCCAUACUUAGUGGCCGUCGGUGACGGAGGUCAAGUGGUCGGAUACACCUAUGCGGCCGCGUUUCGUGGUUAUAUGCUAGGUUAUGGGCACACUGUUGAGAUCAGCCUCUUCUGCCAUCCGCAGCAUACGAACAAGGGUGUUGGUAGCCAGAUGAUUCAACAGCUGCUCCAAAUGCUUCGAACCACAAAACAUGCCACCAAGGAGGUUGGACACGAAGACAAUGUGGUAGAGUUUGACAUCAAAAAGGUCAUUGCAGUCAUGUCGGUUGACGAGAGCGCUCCGAACAGCGGGUUGGCACUUCGAGACUGGUAUUUGAGAUGGGGAUUUGAAGAAGUAGGUAGGUUGAAGGGGGUCGGUUCCAAGAAUGGACAGAUGUAG